CUACUUUUUUUAAUUUGAACAGCUCAAAACACUGCUUUAUAUGUGCAGUGACGUUUCAUUGUAUUCUUUUUUCAGUUUCAUUCAUUCGCAUAUUUUGCAUUUUAUUUCUCCGAACAGCGGAUUUUAAGUCGUUGUUAAUUAGAAUGGAAUAAAAAGAAAGUAAAACAGUAUAAGAAAAUAGCAAUUAAAUUGACUUGUUAAACAUAUUUUACGAUAUUUCAUACAACGCUUAUCGGUGUUAUUCAUUUGAAUUAUUUGUACUAUUUUGGGUGUGUAAGAAUUAUCGCAGUCCUUCUUCGUUCGGCAUUUAGGUGUGAAUUGUGUGAAUCAUUUUGCGAUAAAUUGGGUGCAAGCUCUAACGUAUCGAUUAAAUAAACAAAAGAAUACUAAACAGAAUCCCAUUAUUAACGAAUUGGCAUACAGAAAUCGGAAUACAUUAGCAUGGCUGCGGAAAUUAAACCAGCACAACGUAAUAGCAACGACCGUUUCAGUACCACAAAAAAACCGGAAUUGUUAAGCAAGUUAGAAGGAAGCAGUGAUGACGUGAAUGCGGCUGUACUAAUUCCUGGCGAAAAUGGUGUCAUAAGUGUUUCAGAUGACAAAACAAUCCGUGUGUGGUUAAAACGCGAUUCUGGUCAAUAUUGGCCAAGUAUUUGUCAAUAUAUGCCAUCAGGUUGUACAUCCGUGGAUUAUGUACCCAACGCGCGGCAAAUAUAUGUAGGGCAAGAAAAUGGCACAGUAACUCAAUAUGCGCUUUCAGAGGACUGUAAUCGUUUAUCCUUUAUAAAAGAUUAUUUAGCACAUCAAGCACGUGUAGUUGCAGUUGUCUUUUCUACAGCACACAGCUGGAUAUUGUCUUGCAGUAAGGACAAACUUUUUGCUUAUCAUUGUACAGACACUGGAAAACGAAUUGGAAGUUAUAAUUUUGAAACACCUUGCACUGCAUUACAAUUUGAUGCACUGGCUAAAUACGCAUUCGUUGGUGACUAUGCUGGACAAAUUGCGAUGUUGCGUUGUGAUUUACAAGGAGUACAAAUAAUAACAACAUUUAAGGGUCAUACCGCCAGCAUACGUUGUCUUAAGUGGGUUGAAGGACCACAACUACUCUUUAGUGGUUCAUGCGAUCAGUCUGUUAUUGUUUGGGAUGUUGGUGGUAAACGUGGCACGAUUUACGAAUUGCAGGGGCAUAAUAAUAAGGUUUCAUCAUUAGUUUAUGCAAAUCAUACACAGCAAUUAAUUAGCUGUGGCGAAGACUCUGUCGUUGUAUUUUGGGAAAUGAAUGCAAUGCGUAAGGAAGUACCCGGUUGGAUUGAAACUAAUAAUUGUCAACUGUGUUCACGUCCAUUUUUUUGGAAUUUUCGUUCAAUGAUGGAUCAACGGCAAAUUGGCAUAAGACAACAUCAUUGUCGUCAUUGUGGAAAGGCUGUUUGUGACAAUUGUUCAACAAAUAAAAUCAAUAUACCAAUAAUGGGCUUUGAGUUCGAUGUACGCUGUUGUGACCCAUGUUAUAAACAAUUGCAAACAGUUGAGAGACCAUCAUUAGCUUCAUUUCAUGAUGCAAAGCAUUCAAUCAUUUAUAUGGAUCUCGAUGAAGAACAUAAACGGUUUUUAACUGUUGGUCAAGAUCGUGUUGUAAAAGUAUGGGAUCUCUCUACAAUGUGGGCCUAAUAUAUGCCAAAUUCAAAAUCCUCUCCUACAUCAUUGUGUUAUACAAAAGCAACUUUACUUUCACAUAAUCAAUUCAUUGACGAACUUUCAACUUUUAAAUAGGAUGAAUCGAAAAUAGGAUGAACUGUUCUGUUGCAAUAAAAAUAAGAAACGUCAAACUUUAAAUAUCAAAUUUAGAAAACAUAAUUGUCUUACAUCAAAUAAUAAUUAUUAGAUCGGUAAAAGACAAGACACAAUCAGGUUUUGUUUAUUAUUUGCAACAAACGUAAACAAAA
Messenger RNA from Teleopsis dalmanni, 1943 nucleotides. It is a transcript of the gene Wdfy2, whose product is annotated as WD repeat and FYVE domain-containing protein 2. Gene Ontology annotation, molecular function: metal ion binding; protein binding. NCBI's taxonomy places the organism in Eukaryota, Metazoa, Arthropoda, Insecta, Diptera, Diopsidae. The transcript has 7 exons. The coding region runs from base 442 to 1668 and encodes 408 amino acids. The record is from RefSeq and is a predicted model, not a curated record.